Strongylus vulgaris is the source of this 633-nucleotide messenger RNA. The record is from the annotation of a GenBank genome assembly. Lineage: Eukaryota; Metazoa; Nematoda; Chromadorea; Rhabditida; Strongylidae.
UUGAAAGAAAAGUUUGAAAAUUUACAUUGGAAGUUUAUCUAUAUCCCUAUUUUUUUAGGUUUAAUAGCAACUGUUGUUGGAUUUAGUGUUGGAGUGGCAUUCUUUCCUUGGUCACAAUACGAUACUUCCUUUGAUGCCAUCGCGCUUCUGGGAUUCAUCAUCUUCUUAGUGUCUGGAGUGUGCGUACAUUACAUGCUGAUACAUGCAAUUCGAUUCGUUAAGUUCCGGUUAGUGAUGCCUUUUCUCAUCUACCAUGCUUUCUUAAUCUCAUUGAACGCGAUAACUGGUUUGAUAGCCAUCGGCGAACUAGUAGCGGAUCAGGAUAAAUUGUACCCAUUUUCUUUACAGACACCUCAAUUAGACAUUGGUGACAUCACUGCACGAGGUGUUUUGCUGGUGGUACCGAUAAUAAGCUGUAUACAAGCACUGAUGCUUGUAAUUAUCGCAAAAGUUCGAGUAUACCUCAGAGAUAAACGUCGCCAUAUACGUAAUGGUCUCCCACCUCCAAUUCGAGAAGUUAUCCUGCCAGGGAAUGUUCCUUUUGUAAAUAAUCACAAUAAGGUCUACGUGGAAUCUUCUCUAAGCACUCAGCGGGCAUGCUCAACGCAAGAUAUAACAAAUAGCAAGGAAUGA